GGGAACCUAUUAAAUGUUCUUUUAGCUUGCUGUAAAGGCAAUGAAUACCUAGGACAACUAAUUGGCACGGGUUCCAAGGAAAAGCAAUGUCGAGUGAACAACCGGCAGUGGUGCUAUUGUUUAUGGGCUAGUAACAGUCUGAAACUAUGUCAGCAUUUAAUCUGGAACGCUUCCGUUUUGAUAAGAGCAAGAAAAUCGAUACUGCUUUUGGUGAAAAGGGUUCAUCAAGUCGGCCAAGCACACCAGUUUCUCAUCUGGAGGAAAAUGUGACCAGCAUCCCUGAGACCCCUGAAGCUAAGAGGACAAGUACCCCAUCACUCUUUAAAAAAGAUAAAGGGGUUGGUUUUAUGGAUUCAGAUUCCGAAAAUGAAGAUCAUCAGAGCAAAUCAAUCUUAGGUUCUACACACUGGAAAUCACAUCCAAGGGAGGAAAAUGGCACAUCUGAUUCUGUAACUGAUGAUUCUGCGGAUGAAUAUCUUCAGGUUAAAAGACCACCAGCCUCUACUUCUCAGGAAAUGGAUGGAUCGAAAUAUAAGAAACUCCAAAGCCUUAAGGAAAUUUUCCCUAAACAGAACAAUGAAGAGCUGUUGCAACUAAUUGAGUCAACAAGCACUCUUGAUGGAGCAGUAGCUGCUGGAGUAGUAUUAUUUAAUAAAAAAGGUUCGUCUCGAAAGAGGAAAUUAGAUGAAGUCCCUAAAGACAGCUCUCCAGUUCAUAAAGGCAUUAAUGGACAAGCCACAAAGAAAACAAAAAUUGCUGCACCUUCAGAAGAUGAUAGUUCUCUAUCUGAAGAUGACUGGGAAAAGCAAGAAGCAAGCGUGAAGAAGUUGCAGCGGCACUUUCCUGAUUUGGAUAAAGAGGAUCUUAGAGAAGUUCUUCAAGAGCAUGACUGGUCAUUUCAUGAAGCCCUAGAAGCUUUAAAACUUUUUGCAGAAGAUGAGACAGAUGCUUUGCAAAAUGCUUCUAAAAAUGAGGUUGGUAAUGGAAAAGAGCUCUCCAGAUCUAACAAAAAUAACCAUGAAAGCAGUGCCAAAGCAAAGGCACACCAAACUCAUAAAGCAAUGGCUCCGAAUGGUGUAAAGAAAAAAACAAAAGGGAAAAAAAAAAUUGAAAGUGCCAAAAGGGAUACGAGGGACCCAGAGAGCGAGGAAUCAGCCUCUGAUGCUGGAAGUUGCCUGGAUGAAGACUAUAGCAGUGGUGAUGAGAAACUGGAGGAGGAAUACAAAGCUAAAAUCCUUAGCUUCUUGCAGGAUGCUUCACUAGAUGAACUGUAUUUGAUACCUCGUUGUUCUCAUAAAAAAGCUCAGAAGAUAACUGAGCUCCGGCCCUUCAGCUCUUGGGAAUCUCUGUUUCAAAAAAUGACCAGGUCUAAUGGCCUUUCAGAAGAUCUAAUAUGGGACUGCCAAACAUUGAUAAAGGAGAGAGAGGUGGUUAUGAAGCUUAUGAAUAAAUGUGAAGAGAUUUCACGGACGCUGACAAAACAGGUGACUCAGCUUACUGAAGAUGGGGAAUGUGGAUGGAAUAUUGAGCAGCCUUCAAUAAUGUCUGAAAACUUGGUGCUUAAACCAUAUCAGAAGAUUGGUUUGAAUUGGCUUGCAUUGCUGCACAAACAUAAUGUGAAUAUGAUUCUUGCAGAUGAAAUGGGUCUGGGAAAAACUGUACAAGCCAUAGCAUUUCUUGCAUACCUUUAUAUCACUGGCGAUACAGGUCCUCAUCUUGUUGUUGUACCAGCUUCAACAAUGGAUAACUGGAUUAGAGAGUUCAACCAGUGGUGUCCUAGUAUGGAUGUUUUACUUUACUAUGGCUCUCAAGAGGAACGAAGACAUUUACGCUAUGACAUUCUAAACAAAGUUGUUGAAUUCAGUGUGAUAGUGACAACAUACAAUUGUGCAAUCAGCAGUGCUGAAGAUCGCAGCUUGUUUCGGCGCCUCAAGCUUAAUUUUGCUGUUUUUGAUGAAGGCCACAUGUUGAAGAACAUGAGUGCAAUUCGCUACCAGCACCUUAUGACUUUAAAUGCCAAGAGUCGCUUACUACUGACUGGAACUCCAGUGCAGAACAACCUGUUAGAACUCAUGUCCCUACUAAACUUUGUGAUGCCUCACAUGUUCAGCAGCAGCACCAGCGAGAUCAAGAGACUUUUUUCUUCUAAAGCGAAAUCCACUGAUGAGCAAAGUUCAUUCGAAAAGGAGAGAAUUGCUCACGCCAAGCAAAUUAUGAAGCCAUUUAUUCUGAGGAGAGUGAAGAAUGAGGUACUUAAACAGCUACCUCCUAAACAAGACCAAAUCAAAUUUUGCCAAAUGUCCAAAAAACAGGAACAGCUAUACAGUGACCUCUUGAAUAAAUUAAAGAAGUCUAUUGAUGUAACAGAGAAGAAUACAGAACUAUGCAAUGUAAUGAUGCACUUGAGAAAAAUGGCCAACCAUCCUUUACUCCACAGGCAGUAUUUCACAGCAGAGAGACUAAGAACCAUGUCUAAACUAAUGCUCAAGGAACCUACUCACUGUGAAGCCAAUCCAGAUCUCAUCUUCGAAGAUAUGGAAGUUAUGACGGACUUUGAGCUACAUAGACUGUGCGGUGAAUUUGCCACUCUUUCUCAGUAUAAAUUAGAGAAGGAACUGAUACUGGAUUCUGGGAAAUUUAAUGUACUGGAAAAGCUUUUAUCAGAUAUUAAGAAAAAGGGUGACAGAGUUGUAUUAUUCAGUCAAUUCACCAUGAUGUUGGAUAUUAUAGAAGUUUUCCUGAGGCAUCACCAGCAUAGAUAUGUCAGGCUGGAUGGGAAAACACAAAUAUCAGAAAGGAUACAUCUUAUAGAUGAGUUUAACACUGACAUGGAUAUAUUUAUAUUCCUUCUGUCAACCAAAGCCGGGGGACUUGGGAUCAAUCUGACAUCAGCAAACAUCGUCAUUCUUCAUGAUAUAGACUGCAACCCUUAUAAUGACAAGCAGGCAGAGGAUCGAUGCCACAGAGUCGGCCAGACCAAGGAAGUAAAUGUGAUCAAGUUAAUUGGCAAAGAAACCAUUGAAGAGUCAAUGCUGAAGAUAAGUCAGCAGAAAUUAAGGCUGGAACAAGACAUGACAACUGUGGACACAGGAGAUGAAGGAACCAUUCCUCUGGACAUGGCUACUUUACUGAAAACAUCCCUAGGUCUUUAAUUAAACGGCAAGUCUGCUAUGUCCUGACGCCUGAUAUAAAGAAGCAGAUGAAGCCAGUCGUUUACUUUCUACUGACUUUGCAAUUAUUGAACAUUUGUACUUUUUUCUUUUUUUUUGUAACCAGCUAAACCUGCUCCAAUAAACCUCAGGUUAUUAAAAAUGAGCUGUUAUGGCACAAGAUGUACAUUCUCUUCCCAGCAGCACUUGGGUGCCACGUUGAAUGGGUGCGGACUCUUUUGCGCUUAUAUUGCCGGCAUUUCUGUACUGCCAGUGGUUUCCUACCUCUGAUGCUCUCAGCUGUAUUCCAGGGAAUAACGUAUAUUUUUAUGGAGACUCAGAAGUUGGCUUUUUUUUUUAUGUUACAUUGGUAAAGAAAGUUAAAGAGAUAUUAAAAUUAUCACUUGAAAUUGAGUUUUCAGUAAGAAUUUUUUUUUUUUGUAAACUAAA
Xenopus laevis (African clawed frog) is the source of this 3599-nucleotide messenger RNA. RefSeq names its product SWI/SNF-related, matrix-associated actin-dependent regulator of chromatin, subfamily a, containing DEAD/H box 1 S homeolog (gene smarcad1.S). The transcript is spliced from 24 exons. Lineage: Eukaryota; Metazoa; Chordata; Amphibia; Anura; Pipidae. The record is from RefSeq and is a predicted model, not a curated record. Gene Ontology annotation, cellular component: nucleus; chromosome. Gene Ontology annotation, molecular function: nucleotide binding; ubiquitin binding; hydrolase activity. The coding region runs from base 147 to 3152 and encodes 1001 amino acids.